Messenger RNA from Funneliformis mosseae, 1005 nucleotides. NCBI's taxonomy places the organism in Eukaryota, Fungi, Glomeromycota, Glomeromycetes, Glomerales, Glomeraceae. The record is from the annotation of a GenBank genome assembly.
AUGGUCCAUUGGCUUCAUAGUUUACCUCACGAAAUUUCGUCUAAAAAGCCAGGGUCAAAUUCUUUAUCACAAUUUGAAUUCUUAUCACCUGAUAAUUAUGGUCUAGAGCCGAUAUUAUCGGUCCACUCAAAAGAUUACGUAGAAUACCUUCAAACCGCCUAUCAAGAAUGGGUAAAUGACGGUGGUAGUGAGGAUGGUGUGUUACCUGAAGCUUUCCCUCACCAGAAUCUAUCGUCAGCGAAAUUACAAAAUAUUAAAAUUACAUCCCCGAUUGCGAAGGCUGGGUUAUACUGUUUUGAUAUGUCUUGUUGUAUAACUGAAAAUACUUGGGAAUCGGUCUAUGAAUCCGCACAAGUUGUAAUAAGCGCUACGAUGGAACUCAAAAGGAUCGUUGAAGAAUCCGAAUCAGAUGAAUCAAAUUUCGUUCCAAGCGUCUUUGCUUUAUGUCGACCACCGGGGCAUCACGCAAAUUCAAAUUUAUGCGCUGGUUAUUGCUUUCUAAAUAAUGUUGCGAUAUCAACUCGGCUCCUUGUAAAAGCAAAUAAAAGAGUUGUUAUACUAGAUAUUGAUUAUCAUCAUGGGAAUGGAACACAGGACAUAUUUUAUUCAAAUUCGAAUCCGUUGUACAUAUCAUUACAUGGAUCGCCUGAUUAUCCUUGGUUCACCGGUGAUGAGUCAGAGAAAGGUGAGGGUCAAGGUGAAGGUUUUAAUAUUAAUAUACCAUUGCCCAAGACGACCGAUGAUGAUGAAUAUUUGAAGAUCUUGAAAAGAGUUAUUGAUGAGAACAUAAGACCUUAUAACGCGGAUUAUUUAAUAGUUUCACUGGGUGUUGAUACAUAUAAAGAAGAUCCAAUCGCAGGAUUACAAAUUACUUCGGGAGGAUAUGAAAGGGUAGGUGACUUAAUCAAAUCUAUCGAAUUACCCACUUUAUUUGUAAUGGAGGGUGGUUAUCAUUUAGAAACCAUUGGAAUCAAUGUUGGAAAUAUCUUGUUGGGAACUACGUAG